Molecule: messenger RNA, 1461 nt
Organism: Sclerotinia borealis F-4128
Lineage: Eukaryota; Fungi; Ascomycota; Leotiomycetes; Helotiales; Sclerotiniaceae
Source: the annotation of a GenBank genome assembly
AUGUCCACAUCACGUAUUGGCGCUUAUUUGCCUCGACAUAUCAAAGGAUACUUAUGGGUCAGUUUACUGGUAGCAACAUUCAUUGUUAUGGGACUGAGCGAAAAUGGUGUUCUGUUCGUGGAUAAGUCACAAGACCAUUCUAUAAAUCUAGAUCUACCACCCAUAAAUCCUUCGGCACCCAUAAAGAAUAUCGUCGACGACGAUGACGCAAAACUGGCAGUACAAGAACCAAACAGAAUCUACAGUACCGCAGGUCUCGAUCCGAAGGAUGUCAUCAUUUUGGUCAAGACUGGUGCUACAUCAAUUUGGAGGAGAAUGCCUAUGCACAUGUCGACCACGUUAGGAAACAAACAACUCACUCCGAACAUCGUCUACUACUCAGAUAUUGCGGAUAACAUCAAUGGAAAUCCGGUCAUUGACUCCCUCGCAAACGUGUCAGCAACCCUCAAAGCAUCACCUGAUUUUGUACUCUACAACAAAGCCAAAGAGUCUCUCAGCGAUAACUUGUAUCAAGAAAGCGCAAGCAUGGAGGGCGAUUCUUAUUUACCGGGUGGAUGGAGACUGGACAAAUACAAGUUCUUGCCCAUGUUUCAACAUGCUGCUAUACAUCACCCUGGCAUGAAAUGGUAUGUGUACAUGGAAGAUGACAACUACUUCUUCUGGGAGACACUUUACGCAUGGCUUGCAACUCUAGAUCAUACGUCCCCUAUUUUGGUCGGAUCACCAGCUUUUAAGAUGGGCGAGGACUUUGCCCACGGUGGAUCCGGAUUCGCCAUAUCAGGGAAAGCUAUGGCGACCUCAUUUGGUGCAGAGAAAACUCUGGCUGAUAAGUAUGAAUCGUAUGCGAAAGAGCAUUGCUGUGGAGAUCAGGUGCUUUCACAUGCUAUGAAAGAAAUGGGCGUAGAACGAUUCAAGGAAUUAGACGGAGGUGGAUGGGCUGCUUUACAAUCACUUCCGACAUACAGAAUUGGCUUUGGUGACUGGAACUGGUGUUCACCAAUCAUGAAUAUCCAUAAAGUCCAUCAAGCUGAUAUCUCCAAGUUGUUCGUUUUUGAGAACAAGUUCAUGCAAGAAACAAAAGGAAAAGGACGAAUUCGCUACCGCGAUGUUUUCAAACAUUUCUUCGCUCCAACACUAGUUGCUGCGCGCUCGGAAUGGGAUAAUUACGCAGGAUCCAAAUCAUUCUCUUCAACGGAAGACUCCUAUACGCCUGAAUUCAAAAAGAUGACUGCGGCGCAAAGGAACGAGAGACCAUGGGCAUCAAAGGAAAAAUGCAAAAAAGCUUGUGCAGACUGGGAUCAAUGUUUGACCUGGAAGUAUCAAGAUGAUAAUUGCCAUCUUGAUCAUACGGCGGCCAUGGGACAGAAGGUUAAUGAGGGUGUUUAUAUGGAGAGUGGUUGGAUGGUGGAUAGAAUUGGGAAGGCUCUCGAAAAGAAGGAAUGCGGUGCUUUGGAAUUUUAA